Messenger RNA from Centropristis striata (black sea bass), 2046 nucleotides. RefSeq names its product farnesyl diphosphate synthase (farnesyl pyrophosphate synthetase, dimethylallyltranstransferase, geranyltranstransferase) (gene fdps). Gene Ontology annotation, cellular component: cytoplasm. The transcript is spliced from 9 exons. NCBI's taxonomy places the organism in Eukaryota, Metazoa, Chordata, Actinopteri, Perciformes, Serranidae. Gene Ontology annotation, molecular function: (2E,6E)-farnesyl diphosphate synthase activity; dimethylallyltranstransferase activity. Gene Ontology annotation, biological process: trans, trans-farnesyl diphosphate biosynthetic process. Bases 293 to 1489 code for a protein of 398 amino acids. The record is from RefSeq and is a predicted model, not a curated record.
UUAGUUUCGGUAUGAUAUAGCUAGCUUUGUUAACAGUCGGGAUGCAGGAUAACAAUGUAAGCUAACGUCAGCUAACGCUUCUUUUCACGAUAAGGAACCAGCUAAUGAUGGUGAUUCUCCUGACCUAAUCCACGCUCGUUUACUGAGUUUAGUUGGCUAAGAAACCACGAAGAAAACUAGCAUGGCAGAUUUUCCUCAACCGGAACAAGUUUAACGUUAUGUGGCUGAAACAGCUAGCUCCCUAGUGGUACAGUGCGACAAGUUUUUUCACGGUUAGAGAGGACGCUUGGCAAUGAGACGCCUCCUGAGUUUGGUCGUUAAUGCCCCUAAAAUAAUCCGGACUAUGUGGCACACCAUCUCUCCACUUAAAUUAAAACAAAGACAUGCUCUGCUGUGCACGUCGUCUUUCCAGGGAGACAGCAUUUGCAAUGGGACGCACAGCAACAAAAAGGCGUUGCUAUCAGACCCUCAGCUGUUUGACGCCCAGUUUGACGAGCUGGUGACGGAGCUGACAGAGAGGGACCUCGCCGACCCUGCGCUGGCUGAUGCUCUGACCAGGUUGAGAGAGGUUUUGGUGUACAAUUCCCCAGGAGGUAAGAGGAACCGGGGCCUGUCUGUGAUUGGCUCACUGAGGGAGCUUCUCCCACCCUCUCAGCUUACACAGGACACAGUGCGGCGGGCUCUGGUGGUUGGCUGGUGCAUUGAGUUGCUUCAGGCGUUUUUCCUCGUAGCCGAUGAUAUCAUGGAUGGAUCUGUGACUCGGAGAGGACAGCCCUGCUGGUACAAGAAGGAUGGGAUUGGUCUGGAUGCCAUCAAUGAUUCUUUUCUCUUAGAAGGGGCGAUCUACAGACUGCUGCGCAGACACUGCAGGGAUCAGCCCUACUACGUCCACCUACUGGAGCUGUUUACUGAGACAACUUUCCAAACCGAGCUUGGCCAAGCUCUAGACCUCAUGACGGCUCCUCCUGGUCAGAUUGACCUCAACAGAUUCACCACAGAGAGGUAUAAAGCUAUAGUGAAAUAUAAGACUGCCUUUUACUCAUUUUACCUCCCGGUGGCAGCUGCGAUGUACAUUGCAGGAAUUGAGAGUGAGAAGGAACACAGUAAUGCCAAACACAUCUUACUGGAGAUGGGAGAGUUCUUUCAAAUACAGGAUGACUACUUAGACUGUUACGGAGACCCUGCGGUGACAGGAAAGAUUGGUACAGACAUCCAGGAUAACAAAUGCAGCUGGCUGGUGGUGACGGCCCUGGAAACCAUGACUCCUGAACAGAGAGCAGAGCUGGAGGCAUGUUACGGGCGCCAUGACGAUGCGUGUGUGGAAAAGGUCAAAGCACUGUACAACACCCUGCAAAUGCCAACACUGUACCAGAAAUAUGAGGAAGAGAGCUACCAGCGGCUACAGAAACUCAUCGCUAGUCACGCUCAAAACCUUCCUCACUCGGUCUUCCUCAACUUUGCGAAGAAAAUCUACAAGAGGAACAAGUGAGAGGGAACGCUGGUCAUGAACGUGCAGCGUACAUCAGAGUGGCUCCCUUAUGACUUUUAUCAUGAUGCACAGAUCAAAUCCUCUGUCUUUUAAGAGGGUUUGUCAGGGACGAGGCUCUGACUCCAAACAGCAAGACCUGAACUUAAAAAAUCCUGCAGGCAGUUUUAAGAUUUGUAGUUAUUUGGUUAUGAAUGUCAGCAAACACCUCUUUAAUAAAUACGACAUAUUUAUUGAACCCAGUGCAUAAUGUACAGCGUCUCCAGUUGUUUCUCCACGGAUAGAAGACUGACACUGAAAUUUAUCACAUGUUGUCUAGCUUUCAUGUUGGUCUGCCCUGAGGAGUGCACGGUGCAAAGUAGUUUUAAUUUUGUAGGAAUAGGUUUAUUAAUUGAUUAGGGACUAAAAGGAACAGUACAUGUAUGAAAGCAAAUGUAUCCUGACAGGAGACAAAGGGUCAAACCUCAUCAGCUUUCCAAUUCUGUAUAUUUUUAUAUUGCUGCUGUAAAGUCUGUACUGUCCAGAGUGUUAUAGCUUUUAAUAAAUUGUAUAUAAAAGUA